Messenger RNA from Xiphias gladius (swordfish), 1467 nucleotides. RefSeq names its product lysine (K)-specific demethylase 8 (gene kdm8). The record is from RefSeq and is a predicted model, not a curated record. Gene Ontology annotation, molecular function: histone H3K36 demethylase activity. Gene Ontology annotation, cellular component: nucleus. The transcript is spliced from 8 exons. Bases 209 to 1441 code for a protein of 410 amino acids. Lineage: Eukaryota; Metazoa; Chordata; Actinopteri; Istiophoriformes; Xiphiidae.
UGUGCCACCGGCGGUAGAGUUGUGGCUGGAGUAGUGGCAGAAAUUGCGUUAGUUGUCACAGUCUCUAAUUUCACAGAUAAUGUUGCAAUAGUAACGUUGUAAAUAUCAUAAUAACAGGGGAAUAUAGCAUUUAACGUAUUUAGUUCAGCUUUAGCUCGCAGUGUUUAAAAAUGUGUCGGUUUCCUGGUUUCGCUGUAUGGCGUAAUUAAUGACCUUCUCAGCAAUGGCUACACUGUGGUCUAAAAUCUCUGCUGUCCUGCCUCUUAAUGAGGAACAGUUUCCACUGCAGUUCAGCGACAAGGUUGAGUCAAGUGUGGUGGACAUGCUGAAACGCUCCAGGCAGCAGCUGUACAGCGACGCUACGAGUACCAGCCGUGCGCUUAAUGCUCAGAUCAUUUUGGAUUUUUCAUGGGAGAAACUCAACACAGGAACGUGGCGCCAUGUGGACAAAGACUGGCGACGUGUUUAUUCUUAUGGCUGCCUGUUCAAAGUGGCCGCUCUGUGUCGUGAAAGUCCAUCAGAGGACGAGAUCCUGAAGGCCGUCAGGACUUGUGACAUGGGUUUACUCAUGGGUGCAGCCAUCAUGGAUAAUAUACUUCAGGUUAUUGUUGGGAUUCUGCAGAGCGAAGUCAGGAAAACCUCUAAAGAAGAUGAAAAUGAACACACUGAGGUCAAGAGAAUUAAGAUUGAGAGCCCACAUGUUCCUGUGAUCAAAGAAGAGCUGGCAAUUCCCAGGAUAAAGUGUCCAUCACUGGAGAGCUUCAACACAAGCUACCUGAUGCCCCUCAGACCAGUGAUUUUAGAAGGGAUCAUUGACCACUGGCCCGCCCUCAACAAACACCCCUGGAGCAUAGAAUACUUGAGGGCUGUGGCUGGUUGUCGGACUGUUCCUGUUGAGGUGGGAUCCAGGUACACAGACGAGGAAUGGUCACAAACUCUGCUUACGGUCAAUGAAUUCAUCGAUCGAUAUAUUCUAAAUAAAGAUGGAGUGAUUGGUUUGGGUUAUCUGGCUCAGCACCAGCUUUUUGAUCAGAUACCAGAGCUGAAGGAAGACAUCCGCCUCCCUGAUUAUUGCUGUCUUGGUGAGGAAGACGAAGAUGAUAUUACUGUUAACGCAUGGUUUGGGCCAGGAGGUACAGUGUCUCCUCUUCACCAGGACCCUCAACAGAACUUCUUGGCUCAGGUUGUGGGAAGCAAAUACAUUCGCCUAUAUUCCCCGGAGGUCACAGACAGGCUGUACCCUCAUCAAUCACAGCUGCUUCACAAUACCAGUCAGGUGGAGGUGGAGAAUCCCGACACAGAGCGGUUCCCGGAGUUUGCCAAGGCUCCAUAUCUUGAAUGUGUGUUACAGCCUGGAGACGUGCUGUUCAUCCCUGUCCGACACUGGCAUUAUGUCCGAUCCUUGGAGCUCAGCUUUUCUGUCAGCUUCUGGUGGUCAUGAUUGCUGAUCCCUAAUAAAAACAAUUA